ACAACAUCCAACCUAACAAACAUGUCCGACUUGUGACUGUGAAUCAGUACUUCAGUAGAACGCGAAUUGUUGCUACUAACGAUAUGAUAUCGUUCUUUUCCAAACUCUCUCUGAAUAACUCACAGAAACCACCGGUGGAGCUCGCAAAACCAGCUUAUAUGGACAAAAGUGCGACUCUACAGGAGCUAGGUUACAGAGAUGAGAACGACUUGAAAGAGACAAUAUACGACUUUUUGCGGACGAUACGGGAUCCCGAAAAGCCGAGUACUCUCGAGGACUUGAAGGUGGUUUAUGAAGAAGGAAUCUUUGUGAAGGAGCCUACAGCUGACAAAGUUCCAGUGUUACGUGUUGAAUAUAAUCCGACAGUGCCUCAUUGUUCGCUGGCGACGCUCAUAGGACUGUGCAUAAGGAUCAAAAUACAACGCUCGAUACACCAUCCAGUGAAACUGGACAUUUAUAUCAAGAAAGGCGCUCAUACGACCGAAGAUGAAAUCAACAAGCAAAUCAACGACAAAGAGAGGAUCGCCGCCGCAAUGGAGAAUCCGAACUUAAGAAAUCUAGUAGAGAACUGUAUAGCCGACGAAGAAUAAUAACUUACCACAAUGGCGCCCGAUGCCGCAUUCUCAAACAUAAGCGACAAAAAAUGAAUUUACCAAGUUCACUAAAUUCCUAGCGUACAAAGGCGUCCAAGUUAUAGUAGAAUCGAGGA
Messenger RNA from Trichoplusia ni (cabbage looper), 709 nucleotides. It is a transcript of the gene galla-1, whose product is annotated as MIP18 family protein galla-1. The coding region runs from base 84 to 590 and encodes 168 amino acids. The record is from RefSeq and is a predicted model, not a curated record. NCBI's taxonomy places the organism in Eukaryota, Metazoa, Arthropoda, Insecta, Lepidoptera, Noctuidae. The transcript is spliced from 3 exons.